AUGGUUUUUGUGCCUUCUAGAGCGACAUGGUUUGUCCAUUCUAUGAAGCGAAAACUAUCAAAAUCCCAAGUUCUGUACUAUCUUAAUACGUUUGCAGCUAGGAGAUUGUUGUUGCUAUCUGGUAAUAUCGAGCUAAACCCUGGAUGGCAAGACGCGGAACCAUCGCUUGGUCAUCAAUGGAGUAAACCUAAAGAUACCAACAAAAGAGCACUUCCUAAAUCAAGAGAAGUUGAGACACUGGACAAAAGAACUGAAGAUAUUGUAACUAGUUGUAAUAUCGAAGAGGAUGUUGAAGUUCCAGUGGAAAACAUCGAUAAUAUGGAGAGCUACCAAGAAAACUCUCAGGAUGAACUUAUAAAAGAGCUGAGGAUGCAAGUAGAUAGACUUCAGAAACAAGUACAGUCAUUAAACGAUGAAUGUCAGUAUCACAAGAGCAAAUAUUUUUCUCUCGAAAAAUAUAAAGAUGAUGAUAACGCAAUCUCGUUUUACACAGGAUUUGAAAAUCAUAAUGCACUAGUAGCCUUCUACAGAUAUCUUGAGCCUAAAGUACAGAAUUUGCAGUAUUGGAAAGGUGAAAAAAAUUUAAAGCUGUCUACAAGAUAUCAUGAAAAUAAUGUAAAAAAGAAACCUGGUCCUACCAGAAAACUUGAUGGUUUGAAUGAACUAUUCAUGGUACUUGUCAGAUUAAGAGUWGGAUUGUUUUUAUCUGAUCUUGCUGAUAGAUUCGGAGUUAGUCAGUCAUUAGCUUCAAGCAUAUGUAAUACUUGGAUUGUCUUUUUAAGUCAUGAACUGAAACUUUUGUUUCCUUUCCCUUCUCRAGACCUUGUGAGAAGAAAUAUGCCUGCAGAGUUUAACAAAUAUCCCACCACCAGAGUAGUGUUAGACUGUACAGAAGUUUUUAUAGAAAAACCAUCAGCAAUGAUUGCGCAGUCCCAAACUUGGUCCCAGUACAAACAUCAUAAUACCUGGAAACUGUUGGUAGGAGUAUCCCCAAAUGGACAGGUGACCUUUGUAAGUGAGGCUUGGGGUGGUAAAGCUAGCGAUAAACAAAUCACCAAAGAAUGUGGUAUUCUUAAUUUAGUAGAGGCAGGAGACAACCUCAUGGUGGAUCGUGGCUUUGAGAUAGAUGACAUUGUCCCCUUGGGAGUAAAAGUAAACAUGCCACCAUUUCUUGGGAGUAGAAGUCAGAUGGCGGCAARUGAGACAGAACAAACAAUGCGUAUUGCAUCUGUUCGCAUUCAUGUUGAGAGGGUUAUUCAAAGGAUCAAGUCAUUUCAUAUUUUGGAUGGAACAUUACCUAACACUAUGGCACCAUGGAUCAACCACAUCUUCAGUGUUUGUGCCAGACUGACAAAUUUUUGGCCACCCCUUCUUCCCCCAGCUAACUUAAGAAAGAGCUGA
Messenger RNA from Actinia tenebrosa (Australian red waratah sea anemone), 1401 nucleotides. RefSeq lists its product as uncharacterized. The record is from RefSeq and is a predicted model, not a curated record. Lineage: Eukaryota; Metazoa; Cnidaria; Anthozoa; Actiniaria; Actiniidae.